This is a messenger RNA of Aspergillus ruber CBS 135680, 1146 nucleotides long. RefSeq lists its product as uncharacterized. Lineage: Eukaryota; Fungi; Ascomycota; Eurotiomycetes; Eurotiales; Aspergillaceae. Bases 1 to 1146 code for a protein of 381 amino acids. The record is from RefSeq and is a predicted model, not a curated record. The transcript is spliced from 2 exons.
AUGGCCAAGAAGACAGAAACAAUAACAGGCGACUCCCGGCCAGAACGAACCCAAGCCCAACAUAAUGACGAAGCUAAGAACGCGCUGUCCUUACACCCGUGCCAGAUCACCCUCCAAACCUUCCGCGACCUGCUGUCCUGCUACCAGACGACCGUGUCGCAAGUGCAUCGCCGCAAGGCGACACUGAAGCUGCAGCCGAAGUCGAAGAGGGGAUCGAAGAGCAAGGUAGAUAAGAAAGCUAGUGUGAUACCUACCACGAAGACGGGGUUCGAUACGUCGGAGGAACAGCAUAUCCGCGGAGAGACAGACAAGUUUCUUGAACUUGAUCGGUGGCGGUAUGAAGUUCUCCCGAGGAUCGUCGGGGAGCGGAAGCUGAGGGGUGGUCAGAAGGAAGGGGGUGAGGUGGAGGGGGCACAUCUUCUCAAGGAAGAGCUUGUUGAUAUUAUGGAUUGGAAGAUGAAACAUGGAGUCUUCCGUCCGGCCCUCAUGGGAAUGGUGAAAAGCAACCAAGACAGGACUGUCACCAAAUCCACCUCGACCGCAUUCGCCGCUCUCCCCGACGCAAACCCCAUACUCGCACCGAGCGAAGCAUUCCCCAGAGCCAGCCUGGACGCCCUCACCACACCACUCCGCGGUGUCGGUCCGGCGACCGCAUCUCUGAUCCUAUCCAUCGCCACAGUUCUCGGCGACGCCAAGAAUCAAGUCCCCUUCUACAGCGACGACGUAUACCUUUGGCUGGUUCUGGGCGAUUUCCCCAAAGUAGAAGACCAAGUAGACAAGUCACCAACACAUAGGAAGCCAAGUGGGGAGUUGAUUGCUAAAUAUAAUAUCAUUGAGUACCGAAAUCUGUGGGAUUACACGCAGGAGCUGCGAGCAAGGUUAAACAAAGGCGUUGCAGAGUCUGAUGAGCCAGUCUCUCUCAUCGACAUCGAGAAGGUUGCUUACGUGAUUCGCAAUAUUGCUGCUUCGGGUUAUCAUGCUGGUCAAGGUUCUGAGACUGUUUCGAAAGGAUUUGAUGUCAAAGAGUCGGCGAAUAGAAAACCACCGAAUGGAAAGAACGAACCUGAUGAUGCCAUCAAGAAGCGGAAGCCGAAGGAGGAGAAAGCGAAGAUGGAAAGGCGAGAAAGCAAGAGGCUCAAGCAAUGA